Messenger RNA from Cucumis melo (muskmelon), 363 nucleotides. RefSeq lists its product as uncharacterized. The record is from RefSeq and is a predicted model, not a curated record. Bases 1 to 201 code for a protein of 66 amino acids. The transcript has a single exon. Lineage: Eukaryota; Viridiplantae; Streptophyta; Magnoliopsida; Cucurbitales; Cucurbitaceae.
AUGUGUUUGGUGUUCGUGUGCGAUGAGGAUCAAAGGGUUUUGUCUAGGCAACCAGCUCCAGGGGCAUGCCCCUUCUGUGGAGGUAUGAUCCAAGCCACUGACGUUGAAAGCCAAUGGAGGUUCUGUUUCGUUCCUCUUUACUGGAAAACCAAACGCAAGUUCUAUUGCACUAUGUGCACUAGGCAACUCGUUAUGCAGUAGAAAAAACACCGUUACUUUAUAUAAUUGUUGUUUUUUUCCCAUGAUCUGUGAAGUUUUGAGAGGAGGGUUGACCUAAUUUUAUCUUUGUUCUGUGAAUUUGAUGUAAAAUAUAUACUGUAUGAGAAAUAGAGAUAUUCAUAUACUUACCUUGAUUGCAUGAAA